CUGCAAUUGUUCAAAAUGCCAAACGGAAUGUCCGUUGAGUACAACGGUACACACAAGUGAUGUCACAAAGGACGAUUGGGCUGAAACUACUACUAACAUGAGUCAAGAUUGCUCCUCUGGAAGAAUUGUUGGAUCUGUAAUAGGGGGAGCUGUGUUCGGAUCACUAGUUACAGUCCUUGUCUUCAUGCUGCACCGGAGGAUACAAAAGAAGCAAAUAAGAAUCCGUGUUGUGGAAACCUUACAAAAUCCGGCAUACAAUGCAGAGAUAAUGAGUAUUAACGAUAGAGCUGAAGAGGAAGACACCGGAAAAAGCACGUACAGUGAAAUAAGCGACCAAAAGUCCAUGAAGGUAUCUCAUGUAGCGCCCAUUCGGAGGAAUGCAAAUACCUCAAAAACCACUGAUGGUGUUUACAACCAUUUGAAUGAAACAGCAUCCGAUGCCAGAAGUGAGUACUAUGAUCAUGCCAAACCAGGAGCCUCAGUGUCAACAUCUGCUGAGGGAUACUGCACUGUUACUAUAGAUAACGGUGGAAACGAUGAACAUAUAGAGGAUAAUGGAAUCGUGGAUGAUCACGACAAAAUAAGUGAAAAGGCAAAGGCAGAUGAAUAUUUUGUGCUGGAAAAAAUACAAUAAGAAAGUUUCACU
Messenger RNA from Saccostrea cuccullata (small rock oyster), 646 nucleotides. RefSeq lists its product as uncharacterized. The coding region runs from base 98 to 634 and encodes 178 amino acids. Lineage: Eukaryota; Metazoa; Mollusca; Bivalvia; Ostreida; Ostreidae. The record is from RefSeq and is a predicted model, not a curated record. The transcript has 4 exons.